Sinocyclocheilus grahami is the source of this 1830-nucleotide messenger RNA. RefSeq names its product G patch domain and KOW motifs-containing protein-like. The transcript has 9 exons. Lineage: Eukaryota; Metazoa; Chordata; Actinopteri; Cypriniformes; Cyprinidae. Gene Ontology annotation, molecular function: nucleic acid binding. Gene Ontology annotation, biological process: mRNA splicing, via spliceosome. The record is from RefSeq and is a predicted model, not a curated record. Gene Ontology annotation, cellular component: spliceosomal complex. Bases 41 to 1234 code for a protein of 397 amino acids.
AUAAAACUACAUUUACCAGCGACUACAACACACAACAAACAUGGCGGUGCCGGAGCAUCAGGAGCGUGAAUCAGUGAAUAGUAAUAUUAGCCAAGAUAAUGAAGGCAAAAAAUCUGGUCCAAUAUCUUUCGUUUUUAGUAAAACAUUAAGUAAGGUUAAAGCUGGCAAAGCGGAAGAGCGAGAUUAUUUAGUUGAAGUCGAAGGGAAAGAACUUAAAGGAACCAAACCGGUGGAGAAACCGAAGGAGCUGGUCAUCCCGUUGAUCCACAAGAACCGCUGGUACCGGCAGGAUGCUGAGCGAGGGGACAAGAGCAGAGACCCGUCCCAGCAGGAGCAGGAGCAGGAGCAGGACACGGUGGAGUCUCAAGCCGUCAAAGAGCUCAUCGAGGAGUCUCAAAAGCACCAGGAGAGAUGGAAGAACGGACCGCAGAUGGAUCCGAACUUUGCCAUUCCUCUUCUCAUGCAGAACCAGGCCCCUCAGGGUUUUGAGGAUGGAGACAAAGUCAAUGUGGAUUUGCGACCAGAGUCGUCCACAGAUGCCGACUAUGACCGUGUUCCUGUGGAGGCUUAUGGGUUGGCAGUGCUGAAGGGAAUGGGCUGGAAGCAAGGAGAGGGAAUCGGACACACAUUUAAACAUCUAUCAGGUCGUCUUAGUAAAGCUCACAAGGACAAAGAGAGAGAAAAAGAGCAGGAACAGCAGAGGGAACGAGAGCAGAGGAUAAACAGCAAAGAUGACAGAGGAAAGACGGAUAGAGAUCGAGAGAGGGGGAAGGACAGAGACCGAGAUCAGAAGAAAAGAAAACACAGAGAAUCAAGUGCAGACAGAGAGAAGCCUCCUCCAGCAAAGGAGUCGCGGCCCUCACCUCCAGCCCCCUCAUGGCUCCAAAGAGACCUCCAUGUGCGUUUCAUCGAUAAAGCAUUCAAAGGAGGCAAAUACUACAACUCAAAGAUGAGAGUGGAGGAUGUCCUGACGCCCCACACCUGUGUGUGUCGUACAGAGGAGGGCCGACUGCUGGACGAUAUUAGACAGAAGAUGCUGGAGACCAUUGUACCCAAGAACGACUCAGACUACAUUAUGGUGGUUCUGGGAGAACACAGAGGACAGGUGGGCCGCAUCCUGAAGCGAGAACGAGAGAAGUGUCGAGCCAUGGUUCAGCUGGACCGAUACGAGGAGCAGGUGUUCACACUCGACUAUGACGCCAUCUGUCAUUAUGUGGGCGCAACAGAACACUGAGAAGCCAACCGGAAGCCACAAAUCACCCUUUAUCAUCCCAACCCUGUUCUGAUGACGACAUUGGUUGUGAUUGGCUGCUUUUUCCCUGAAUUGAUAGAGACCAACAUAUCAGAUCAAUUAAAUUUUAAUACAACCAAAACUUAAUUUAUUUAGCUAGUUGUGCUGUUGUAUUUUUAAAUGCAGGUUUAAACCCAAAUGUGGAGUCAUACUUGGACGCAGCUGCUGCUGUGCUGUGACAGUGGUACAUCUGCAUAAUCGGAUGAUCUUAAAGCAACAUAAUAUCCUGUUAGUAAGUCUGUCAUGUUGCUAAAUAAAAAAGUGACAUGUUUUACUCUGUAUAGUAAUAAUGAACAUUUACGCAGGUCAGCAGUAGCAUCAGUGUUUGAGUGUCUGCUGCUGAUCUAGGAAGAAAAUGAAAUGACAUUUCAGCCCAAUGUAAUUGCAGAAAAAUCUCACUGCCAGUUCAUUAGAAUCCAAACACUUUUGAAACUCUGCUUUGGUUUCUUAGUCCAAUAAAGAUCUCAAUUUGUUGUUUAUGUACAAAGUUAAACACAAGCCACCUACAAUUUCCACUCAUGUUAUCUUUUUAAUAAUAA